Messenger RNA from Larimichthys crocea (large yellow croaker), 2737 nucleotides. It is a transcript of the gene schip1, whose product is annotated as schwannomin interacting protein 1. NCBI's taxonomy places the organism in Eukaryota, Metazoa, Chordata, Actinopteri, Sciaenidae. Bases 81 to 2261 code for a protein of 726 amino acids. The transcript has 15 exons. Gene Ontology annotation, cellular component: cell junction; plasma membrane. Gene Ontology annotation, biological process: positive regulation of hippo signaling. The record is from RefSeq and is a predicted model, not a curated record.
UCUCUCCGGCUGCUCCCGACUCAAAGUGUUCACUUCAUCUCUGUCUGACCGUGCAGAGAGAGAGAGAGAGAGAGCUCAUCAUGCUGAGGAACGGCACGUACAGAAGCAUGUACCAGGGAGAGGAGGCGAGGCUGCGCAGCGGGAGUCUGGCUGUGGCUCGGGAGAGGAAACACCUUGCUCUGUUCAUUAAUAACCAGGAUGACGUGAAAAGAUAUCAUCGCUAUUGCAACCACAGCGGAGGGCAGGCGAAGGUGGAGAGAGGACGUCCUCGCAGGAGCGAGGAAGAGGAUGACAAUAGUCCUCAUCGUCGUGAGCAACAGCAGCACCUGGAGAUCAAGGCUAUUGUGAUCCAGCGGGCCUGGCGUGCUAGCACAUCCCGCAGAGGGAGUUGGCAGGGUCAGGACAAGAACCAUCCCGGCGAUCAUCUGGGUGAGACAGUGCCUUCCGAGAGCCUCCAGGACCCUGUGAUGACCACCAAUAUUUCUCCGGAGCAGCUGAAGAGCCUCCAGAGUGGCUUCAAGCACGUUAAUGAUGGAGGUUUCCAGCUGCAGAGUAAUCAUCUGACAAUGGACCUAGACAACAACAUCAAUAUCAACAUGCCGCCCAUUGAGACCAAGGUGUUGAUUAUCCAGAGGGCCUGGCGUGACUUCCUCCAGAGACAGGAAGUGGAGAAGAGGAGCCCUUCCCCACCCUCCCUCUCCUCCUCUGAUAAGAUGAGCAUGUCAAUCAGCAUGACGACCCUGUCGGACGGUAGCACCCCGGAUUACCGGGAGGAUGGCAUGGACCUGGGGAGUGAUGCGUCCAGUCGCUCCAGCUCAGAGUCCAAUUCCAACAAGGUUACACCUUGCUCCCCGUCUCUUGACCUGGCCACUUUGGAGGACUACAAAUCCUCCCCCUCUCUGGACCUGGUCACCUUAGAGGACUAUGAGGAGGACGAGGACUACCAAGAGUAUAAGAAAAAGGUGAUAGAGGAGUGGGAGAGCGAGUAUGGGGAGGACUACACCUCUCCACAGCCUCCUGGUCACGAGGAAGGCGGAGGAGGCGUGGUGGGGGUAGACAGCCUUGGCGAAGGCUACAGGAAGACAGUGAAUAGUCGCAGCCUUGCUGAAGAAUUCCAGGAAGUGAAGACCGUCCCGCCACUCCCGGCCCCGAGCGGACGUACUGCCACCUCAGUUGCAGCCGUCCCAGAGGAACUGAAACAGAACGGCAAUCUGAUUUUACCCAGGAGCCACCAGCUCCACUCUCCUGGUACACCACAGGGGGGCACAGGGACUCCCAAGCCCAGCCACCGAAGCUCCAGUAAAGGCAGGGGGAGCCGCAGCACUGGUGGAGGUGGUGGUGGUGGUGGUGGUGGAGGAGGAGGAGAAGGUAGUGGAGGGACUGGGGGAUGGAUGGGGGGAUACAGAGAGCAGGAGAGUGUUGAGGAGGAGCCUCUCCCAACCAUGGACUGGGCAGCCCUGGAGAGACACCUUGCUGGGCUGCAGUGCAGAGAGCAGGAGAACCAGAACCUCAACCAUAUCCAGAACCACAACAUGGGCAAGACCAACUACACCUCUGCCCAAAAGAAUGAGAGAGAGUCCAUUAGGCAGAAGUUGGCCCUGGGCAGUUUCUUUGAUGAUGGGCCCGGCAUCUACACCAGCUGCAGCAAGAGCGGCAAACCCAGCCUCUCCUCACGGCUGCAGAGCGGGAUGAACCUACAGAUCUGUUUUGUCAAUGACAGCGGCAGCGACAAGGACAGUGAUGCAGAUGACAGCAAGACUGAGACCAGUCUGGAUACGCCUCUGUCCCCUAUGUCCAAGCAGAGUUCAUCCUACUCAGACAGGGACACCACCGAGGAUGACUCUGAGUCUCUGGAGGACAUGGACUUCCUGAGUCGACAGAAGAAGCUGCAGGCGGAGGCGAAGCUGGCCCUGGCUAUGGCCAAACCCAUGGCCAAGAUGCAGGUGGAGGUGGAGAAACAGAAUCGCAAGAAGUCACCAGUGGCUGACCUGCUUCCACACAUGCCUCACAUCAGCGAGUGUCUAAUGAAAAGAAGCCUGAAGCCCACCGACCUGAGAGAUAUGACACUGGGACAGCUCCAAGUUAUAGUUAAUGACUUGCACUCCCAGAUUGAAAGUCUGAAUGAGGAGCUUGUACAGUUGCUGCUGAUUCGGGAUGAACUACACAUGGAGCAAGAUGCCAUGCUGGUUGACAUAGAGGACCUCACCAGGCAUGCUGAGAGCCAGCAAAAACAUUUGGCUGAGAGGACCCUAUCCAAAUAAGAUGCCCGUCCGUGCUCCACCCUUCUACCCUCUGCCCAGCUAAGCUCCCGCUCCAAACAAGACUUUUCCCCUCUGGCCAUUCCACCUCUGCCCUGUGUCGAUCCAAAUCCUGCCCGCUUGUCCCAAGUAUUUCGCCCCUCGCUGCUUCCCAACUCCCCCCCCUGUCUUCCCAUGUCUACUUUCUUGUCCAACCCACUGACUCCAGUGGUAGCAGCAGCACAGAAGAAGACCCCCCUCCCUCCACCCCACCCUCCCCAGCCCUCUUUCAUUUGCUUCUGUGGUUUUCUCCCAGCGCUAAGCAUGGAAGAGCACUUCCUGCUACCUGGGAGAAGAGGAAACUGAUUGUGUGUUGUCAUGGAUUCUGUCCCCAGCUUCCUGUGCAGUGAUCGGCCUUGCUUUGCGAUUGUUUCUUUUUAACUUUCUACAUUCGCCACUAAAUUAUAACUGUCAAAUGCAAAAAUUGUGGGAAAAAAAAA